This is a messenger RNA of Rotaria socialis, 1542 nucleotides long. The record is from the annotation of a GenBank genome assembly. Lineage: Eukaryota; Metazoa; Rotifera; Eurotatoria; Philodinida; Philodinidae.
AUGGCUUCUUCAUCUCUUACAACAACAAAUGCUAGUUCAAAAGAUGAAGAUGUAGCUUUUUGGCUCCACAAUAAACUUGGUUCACAUGUUGAUUUAUGGUCAUCCUUUAGCAUAAGUUCAACAUUAACACAAGAACAUUUAUUAUCAAUAAAAUCCAUUCUAUGGAGUUUAGAUACAAUUGUAAAAGUUAAAUUAUUACUGUCAUUUAUUCAUAUACCGAAGCGAAACAUCAGUGAAUGGGAAAGCUUAGUAAAAGAUAUAAUUGAAUUAAGUCGAAAAGAUAAUGUGGGUGAUCAAUGGGUUGCUGUUAUAAGUGAAAUUAUGAAAACAUUUCCCGAUAAAUCAUUAUUUAAUCUUGAUUUAACUGAUCAAGAAUGCGAAGGUUUUACAAAUGGAAUACAAGAAUUAAGAAAAACAGUUAAAAAAAAUAAUGACACAACACAUUUACCAUUAGAAUCAUGUUAUUUGGGGAAAAGUGCAUUAAAAAUGUUAACAGGCGAUAUACCAAAUCCAUCGAAAUGUUUUAGUCUUAUACGUAAAGCCAAAUCUGCAAGAAUACGACAAGAAUUACUAGAGAAAAGUGCUCAAACAUCUAAAACAAAGAAAGUAGCAGAUUAUGCAGCUAUACCAGGAUCUCGACGAUCAGUUGAUGAAUAUUCAUCAAUUUAUUCUUCAUCAAGUGCAACAUCAAAACCAUCAAAUAUUGGAUUUCUUAAAUCAAAUACAAUAAGUUCAACGUCGGGAAUUAUUGGUACUUCACGUUUACAUAAUCGUCGGGAAGGAAAUGUUAAACUUCUUUCUUUAGAAGAAGAACAAGCUUUAAAUGAUAAGAAACGAAAGAAAGCGAAUGACGAUGAUGAAGAUGCCAAUGAAAAGAAAUCGAGUCGUAAUAAGAAAGCCAAUAAACAACAACAAAACACGGAUCAUGCGGAUAGUACCAUCGACGAUUUACUUACUGUUCCAUCAACGUCUUCGGCUAAUACUGACUCACAUGAGUUACCUACUCCAACUAAUUUUGACCAAUCAUCUACCUUUGUUCCGCAAGCAACGUAUGCACCAUUUAGUAUGAAUGAUAUGCCUGCUACACCUAAUCCAUUAAUGAAUAAUGCAGCAAAUGAUUUACUCUACGGUCUACAUCAAUCUCGUAUUGACAGAAAUUAUUCAACAAAUUUCAAUGACAUUAAUAAAUCAUCUGAACAAGAUAGACUUUUAAAUACUUCACCUAUACGAGCGGAUCUAAAAUUAACCAAUGAACAAAUUGAAUUCGCUCGUGAUCUUUUUCGUUCAAGUACUUGCUUAACACGAGCAGAUAAAAGUCGAAUAUUGGCUUUUAUUGCUGGCGUUCGUGAUCGUUCAUUAGAUAAUAAUAAAUCUGGCAAUCCAAUUAUAACAAUAAAACUAACUGAAAAAGAUGAAAUGAUCCUUGAUCAAAAUACAAAUCAGCCUCAACAAUAUUUUGCUGAAACAUUUUUUCAAAUGAAUACAUCAACUGGGGAAUGGAAACGUAUUAAAAAAUUGCGACCUUUAAAUCAAAUUAAUUGA